Xiphias gladius (swordfish) is the source of this 2712-nucleotide messenger RNA. Its product is annotated as serine/threonine-protein kinase 4-like. The record is from RefSeq and is a predicted model, not a curated record. NCBI's taxonomy places the organism in Eukaryota, Metazoa, Chordata, Actinopteri, Istiophoriformes, Xiphiidae. Gene Ontology annotation, molecular function: ATP binding; protein serine/threonine kinase activity. The transcript is spliced from 11 exons. Gene Ontology annotation, biological process: intracellular signal transduction; protein phosphorylation; regulation of MAPK cascade. Bases 16 to 1509 code for a protein of 497 amino acids. Gene Ontology annotation, cellular component: cytoplasm.
GGGGGGGACGACGACAUGGAGAACAAGGACAAAGUGCAGAUGAGGAAUCACCCCCGGAGACAGCUGAAGAAGCUGAGCGAGGACAAUCUCACCAAGCAGCCAGAGGAAGUCUUUGAUGUCCUGGAAAAGCUGGGUGAAGGGUCGUAUGGCUGUGUGUUUAAAGCCAAUUAUAAAGAGACGGGGGAGAUCGUGGCCAUCAAACAAGUUCCUGUGGAGUCCGAUCUUCAGGAGAUCAUUAAGGAAAUAUCCAUUAUGCAGCAGUGUAACAGUCCCCAUGUAGUGCGGUACUAUGGCAGCUACUUCAAAAACAGUGACCUGUGGAUCGUCAUGGAAUACUGUGGAGCCGGAUCGGUGUCUGAUAUCAUUCGAAUACGCAACAAGACGCUAACGGAAGAAGAGAUAGCCGCCAUCCUGCAGUCGACUCUGAAUGGUCUGGAGUAUCUUCACUUCAUGAGGAAGAUCCACAGAGACAUCAAAGCAGGCAACAUCCUGCUGAACGCAGAGGGUCAGGCCAAACUGGCCGACUUUGGAGUUGCUGGGCAGCUCACAGACACCAUGGCGAAGAGAAACACGGUCAUCGGCACGCCGUUCUGGAUGGCUCCAGAAGUCAUACAGGAGAUUGGCUACAACUGCGUGGCUGACCUCUGGUCUCUGGGAAUAACCGCGAUAGAGAUGGCUGAGGGGAAGCCGCCCUAUGCCGACAUACACCCUAUGAGGGCCAUCUUCAUGAUUCCCACCAACCCUCCUCCAACGUUUCGGAACCCAGAGCUGUGGUCACCGGCAUUUCGAGACUUCAUCAGCCAGUGUUUGGUGAAAAAGCCAGAAAGCAGGGCGACUGCCACACAGCUGUUACAGCAUACAUUUAUCAAGUCAGUCAAGCCCAGCUCCAUCCUCAGAGCCCUGGUCACAGACGCCAUGGAGAUCAAACUGAAGAGACAAGAGGAGGCAGAACAGAGAGAACAGGAUGCUGAAGAUGACAAUAAUUCGGAUGACGAUGAGGUCGACCAGGGGACAAUGGUGCGGGCGGCGACAGGAGACUCAGGAACCAUCCGGGCUGCCGGUUCUACAGCAGGUUCACUCGGCGGUGCGGCACGGACUAUGAUCCAACACGAGGACACGGGAACCAUGCAGUCACAGCUGGGCACCAUGGUCAUCAACUCUGACGAUGAGGACGAGGAAGAAGCUGGCACAAUGAAAAGGAGAGAUGAGACGAUGCAGCCAGCUAAGCCGUCCUUCCUGGAGUACUUUGAGCAGAAAGAGAAGGAGGCCAACAGUCAUAACAACGGAGGAGGAAGAGGAGAAAACAAUGCAGACAACCGCAAACUGCCCAGUGAAGGAGAUCUCGAAGUGGUAAGCACGUGGUCGGUGGAGGAGCUGCGGAUGAGACUCGCCUCUCUGGACCCUCAGAUGGAGCAGGAGAUCGAGGAGAUCCAUCAGCGCUACCAGGCCAAGAGACAGCCCAUCAUGGACGCCAUCAAGGCCAAAAAACGACGGCAGCAGAACUUCUGAGAAGGACCCGCUGAGGCCUUUACAGCAACAACUGGAUGUUUUAUCUUUUUCCGCAGCAGUUCUGUGAAAUGACACUCAGGCAGCGCUGUGGUUUCCUCUUCCUAGUGAUAGGUCAUGAGAUGAUGCAGGUUGGAUGCGACGUCUUGAUUUGGAAACCUCUGAGAAGACCUCUGACGAUCAUCACUUUGGAUGUUGAAACUGCUGAGUUUGUUGAACUGUGACUUUAUGUCAGAAGAACUUCCAAAGAGCUGUUCUCUGUUUGACAGAAGAUUAUUGACAUUUAUUGUGUCCAUUUGAUUUGAGAUUCACUCUUCCCUCUGUUCCGCCUUUUUGAGAUCAUCUUUUGAGAACUUUUUUUUGUGUUUUUGGUUUUAGUGGUUGAAGACAUGAAAGUGUCUGAUUUUGAUAUCAUCAUCAGCUGAUCUGGACUUUUUUUCCGAUUUUUUUUUUCUUUUUUAUUCUUUUUUUCUAGCUUGUACACUGUUCUCUGAAGCCACAGUGAUGAUUGUUAAAAAUCCCCGCAGAUCCCUUAAUCCCUUAAUUUACUUAAUCGUGUGGUACAUUAUCAUUUUAACUUCAGACCGUUACGCUUAGGUACGCUUCAUUUGAUUCCUCAGCUGUUUCCCAUCAUUGUCAGUAAACAAUGAUGCCGCUGGACUUUCCGAUGUUUCCACACUGGACUGUGAAAGUCUAAGAAAGUAUCGAGUCUAGAAAUGAAUCAUUCCCUGCCCUUGAAAGUUUGUAAAAUAUGAAAAAAAGGGGUUAAAAAUACAAGGGAAAUUAUUGGUUUGUUCCAGCACAUGGCUGCUCUUUAUGUAAUAAUAUGUCGGUCGAUACGGAGCUGCAUUUUAUAAACACAGAUCAAAUUUUCCAGAACCUUUGAAAAAGAUCGCUGAAUAAUUAAUGUGAACGAACCAUGUAUUUGCUACACUGUCAUUCAAACUGAAUUUGGCGAAUAGCUAAAAGCAGAGGAGAUCGACGUAUUCACCCAUAGUUGGACCGGCCAUCGGGACCACCUGGACAAAUCCCGGUGGACCGGUCGGUCUCUUGUUGAAUUUCCCACCGCGUAUUCAUCAUUUGGCAGGUGAGGGGAGCUGUACCUUUUCGGCGUUUUUUCACCCAGUUUUUGUUCAUCAGGUUCCUCAGUUCAUGAAAACUCAAUUUAAUACUUAAAUUUGGUACGUCUUUUUACGUUUUCUAUUU